UCGAGACGCGCAGCUUGCUCAGCCGAGAAAGGCCACUUACUUCACGAUGAAGCUCGUUGCUGUGCUGGUGGUUUUGUGUGGCUCGUUCUUCCUGACGAGUGGCAAUUUCAUAGCGUGUGAUUUGGAUUUGGAAGAUCCGGCCAUACUAGCACAAUUACCGCAAGAGUGUCAGAACCUGGACGAAUCCUCCAGCCAAUUGAUGAAGCAAGAGGCUAUAAGCUUCAAGACGUUCCACAACAAGUUGCUGGAGUAUGAGGCUGUACAGGGCAAGCAUACGGAGGACGAGAUGUACAUGGAUAUGGAUUUCCGACGGAGGCUCUACGAACGGGUCGACAUUGACUCAUGCUCCAUAAUCGCCGAGCCUUUGGAGGAGCACAUAAAGUGUCUCAUCGAGAAGCGACAACAAAUGAUUGAUAUAAUUGGUGCCAGUGUGGUGAAUCUACGGUGAAAUAAUGAACAAUCACACGGAGUGAUCAUGCGUUACAGGCAAAGUGCUACAACUUACAUGCGCCUGAGGAAUUUAAGAAUUCGAACUGUAGAGGCUAUCGAAAGCAGUGACAGCGCCGGAGUCCUUAUUUAAGUUGGUUUGAUCGAAUUGUAUCAUUAUUAUCAUGAACGACAGCAGUGCAGCAAAUAUCUGAAAAGAUGUAUAAACGAGCAUCGCUUUAAAUUGCUUUCACGAGAUGAGUUGAUGAGUUCAAUGGUUCUGUAUAUUUACCGACACAAGUGAAGACAAAUCUAGAGUUAAGAUACCGCAAGCUUUCACAUAAACCUCCUUUCUUAUCAGUGUUAGCAUACCAUAGCGUGUGAUCUGAAAUCAAAUUAUGCAGUAGAUUAUUCAAUAGUUAGACAGAAGGAAGGCUGGUGGUGUGAAAACUCACGCGAUGUUCGCCAUGCGCUUCGUAGCCUUGAGGAAAGACUUCGAACAGCAGUGUUCCAAGGCGUGUUUGCUACAGGGCAAUGCGAAAUAAAUCGAAUCAGAGAUAAGAAACAAAUACAGGAGAUAAACGUCGUCACCAA
Messenger RNA from Anopheles aquasalis, 1020 nucleotides. RefSeq lists its product as uncharacterized. Lineage: Eukaryota; Metazoa; Arthropoda; Insecta; Diptera; Culicidae. The record is from RefSeq and is a predicted model, not a curated record.